Fragaria vesca subsp. vesca is the source of this 495-nucleotide messenger RNA. Its product is annotated as protein RADIALIS-like 6-like. Gene Ontology annotation, molecular function: DNA-binding transcription factor activity. The coding region runs from base 32 to 277 and encodes 81 amino acids. The record is from RefSeq and is a predicted model, not a curated record. NCBI's taxonomy places the organism in Eukaryota, Viridiplantae, Streptophyta, Magnoliopsida, Rosales, Rosaceae. The transcript has 2 exons.
AACCCUUUUCCCUUCAAAGUGCUCAUUACUAAUGGCAUCCAACUCACUCUCUUCACGAAGCUCGAGCUCCUCAUGGACUCCUAAGCAGAACAAACAGUUCGAAAAGGCACUAGCCUUGUACGACAAGGAUACCCCUGACCGCUGGCAGAAGGUGGCCAGAGCCGUGGGAGGGAAGUCCGCGGAGGAGGUGAAGAGGCACUAUGAGAUUCUCAUUGAGGAUGUCAAGCACAUUGAGUCUGGUAGAAUCCCAUAUCCUGAUUACAGGAACAGUGACUAAUAGUUAAUAAGCCUUCACUUCUCCUCCUUAAGUUUGAAGUGCAAAGGCUCUUGAAGAAUCAAAGAUGAAGUUCAAGAAGCGAACUUGUGAAGAUUAGCAGAUGCAGAAUAUAUCAUAUAUGUGUGUAAAGAACCCGGUUGGGUAGUGUGCAAGUUAACCAUUGUAAUGGCUUUUGUUCCAAGUAAUCGUCUAUGAAAUUCAAUACCACUAUGAUUAUG